UCCUCUCUCUCUCUCUCUCUCUCUCUCUCUCUCUCUCUUUUAUACGAUUAUUGCAAAAACUUAUUAUAUAUAAGGUAAAUGAAGGGAUGAACCUUUGCUAGCUCUUGUUUCUGACUUAAUUAAGCCGAAAAUCUCCUAAGCAAUGGAGAAGCUUACAAGAUUGCCACCGGGCUUUAGGUUCCGUCCUACCGAUGAAGAGCUUGUGGUACAAUACCUCAAGAGGAAGGCCACGUCAUCCCCUCUGCCGGCUGCCAUCAUUCCCGAGAUCGUUCUCGGGAAUCAUGAUCCCUGGGAUUUGCCCGGUUGCUUUGAAGGAGAGAAGUACUUCUUCAACCUCCAAGAGGCGAGAUACCGAAACGGUAAUCGAUCAAAUAGAGCAACGAGGUCAGGGUACUGGAAGGCAACAGGAAGAGAGCAAGCCAUAUUGUGCUCAAAGAGGAAUGUGAUUGUUGGGAUGAAGAAGGUUCUUGCGUUUCAUCAAGUGAGGUAUCCUGGUGGAGCUAGAACUCAUUGGUUCAUGCACGAGUAUCGCCUUGUUGAUCAUGAAAUCAUGGCUUCAACCCAUAUUAAGAACCCAACCAAGAGCCCUUUGUUUCAAGACCAUAAUUGGGUGGUAUGUCACAUUUUUGUGAAGAAGAAAGCCUCAAGAAUAAAUGAAGAUAUGUCACAAUACUAUGACAACUUGCAAGCUAGAAACAACGAUGUCGUGUUCGUGGAGAUGAAUCAUAUGAUGGGUGGUGAUUCUGGCUCUCAAUCCCCUACUUCUAGUUGUAUCACUGAUUUAUCCGAUGAAGAAUGUAGCAAAGUAGAGGAAGCAAAUAGCAAUUUAAUUGCUUCUUCUCCAUAAUUUGCUUCUUUGUCUAUUUUCUCCUUUGAUCAAAAAUUAUAUCUGUCUCGGGAAAAUCCCUCUUGAAUAA
Molecule: messenger RNA, 917 nt
Organism: Asparagus officinalis (garden asparagus)
Lineage: Eukaryota; Viridiplantae; Streptophyta; Magnoliopsida; Asparagales; Asparagaceae
Product: NAC domain-containing protein 83-like
Exons: 3
Coding region: 143-847 (234 amino acids)
Biological process (GO): regulation of DNA-templated transcription
Molecular function (GO): DNA binding
Source: RefSeq, a predicted model, not a curated record